AUGGGUUCUCAAAUAAGCAAAAUUGAAGAUACUAUUCAUGAUGUUUACAAAAAAACAUGGCCACAAGCUUGGUAUUUAGCUCCACCAUUUCUUACAGCAGUGGGUGCCGUUGGUUAUGUUGGUUAUGCAUUUUCACAAACAAAACCUGUACCAUCAUCAUCGAAUAUUUCAUUUUUACAUUUACUUGGUGUUGCUGGUGGUUUUGGUAUUAGUUUUUGGGUGACUGCUGUGCAUGGUCGUGCUGUUCAACGAAUGUUAACUCGUCAUGAAUUUGCUACUGUUCAAUCACAUUUAUCAACGGUUUAUUUUGCUUCAUCAACAGUUUUGGCUAGUCUUAGUUUAGGUACAUUUUUACUUCGUCAUCCAGUUAGUACAUGGUCAAAAGAAGCAACAAAUUUAGGUGUUGCAUUAGCUGUUGCAUUAGCUGCCGCUGAAUUAAAUAGUCUUCUACUUAAUCCGUUGGUUACUAAUUUAAUGUUUGAUCGAAAUAAUAUUGAAUUUUUACAAGCUGCAAAAACAAAUGAAGAUGUUGAACGAUUAUUACGUGAUGAUCCAAAAUAUCGUACAGUUAAUAAUAAAUUCAGUCUAUUUCAUUCCAUUUCAAUGGUAUCAGGUCUUGUUUAUCAUGGUAUUCAAUGGUAUCAUCUCUUUUUUCUUGCUGACAAAUGUUUAGUACUUUAA
Messenger RNA from Rotaria sordida, 681 nucleotides. Lineage: Eukaryota; Metazoa; Rotifera; Eurotatoria; Philodinida; Philodinidae. The record is from the annotation of a GenBank genome assembly.